CGACGGGUGGUCUGUGUGUGUGUGUGUAUGUGACAAGUGGCACACGGCCUGCCAAAAGCUCAACAUGCGUCCUGCACAUGAGCACACACAUAUUUACCUCCUCCCAAUGAUGAGUGAAGUCAUCCAAUAAUGUGAUUAAAUGACACAGUUCCUAUCAUAGACCAUACCCUAAAAUAUUCAGCCCGUGCUAAAAUAAGUCAGAUAUUUUCAGAGUGCGGUCACACGGGCUGUUAAUCCAUCACUGAGAAAGAAAAAAAAAAGUGUAGUAAUCUAGGUCAAACUCAACAGGGGUUUAAUUAGUUACAAUGCUAAGUGCUCAAAGAGUUUGUUAAGCGCUAACACACCAAAAGUGGUCAUGCGUAAGAUGGGCGAAUGCGUGUGGAUAUGUGUGUGUGUGUGUGUGUGUGUGUAUGGUGUGUAUUUUGAUACCGUGCUGCGUGUUUCUGAGCUGAAACGCCAUGGCUUGGAUCACCUUUCACUUCAGGGCCUCAUAUCCUAAGAGGGAUGUUAACUAGCCGCAUUAGACUCUUGCUAGCGCUGCUAAACCAGGCUAUACCUGCACUCAUGCAUGCUGUGUGACUGUGUGAUAUCAAGACACUGCAAGAAGGAGAGAUCUUCAAUAUGAACACAGACAGUGGAGGACAAAUCCGCAAAUGUGCCACGCUUUCACUCACUUUAACCCCCAUGAAGAGAAUCCAGAGCUCGCCAAACCUAUACUCACUCACAGACUCUGAAUCACAAUCCAGAGAUUCAGAUUUGUGGAGGCCCAGUAGUAGCACUGAUGGUCUAAGAAACGGUGACGUCUGCUCUUCCUCUCUGGCAGCUAAAGGUUACAGAAGUGUCAGGCCCAUCUUUCAGGAAAAAAAGUCUCCCACACCGGCACAAGAGCAAAAUGUCCAUAUCCUCAGUCUGAUGCCCACACUGGACCAAAUUUCAGGCUUUUCACAGCAGUCACACUUGCAACCUCCGUCAAGGGAGCUGGAGAGACACGUAGCUUCCCUCUCCAUCCACAUUCACCCGAGGCCUCAGAUAUCGGGACCCCGCACACAGGCAAUGUCUUUGAGACCUCCCACCCCUCCUAAAAGGAUGGACCGGCAGGAUCGUGGUUCACACCAAUGCCGUCCACUGCCAUCUGCAGCCCCGCCAGUGCCUGAGGUGCCAGUCCUCCUCAAACAGAGCUAUCCUGGAACAGCACAGUCCCAUAACCGGCUUAGACUCUCCCUCGAUUUCAUCAGACCUGAGACCUUUUCUCCAGCAGGCCCUCACUCCCCCGACCGCUGCUCAUCCUGUACUCAGAGCGAAGCAUCCACUGCAGUGCUGGAGGAGUUGAGGGCGUUUGGACUGGGCCCCGAGGGCGGCUCUCGUACCCCUUCACCAACACUCAGCCAGAUGAGUGUUGUCACAGACAGCAUGGGGUUACACUCCCCUGCAGCUAGCAACAUUAAUGGCCAGAUGACUGUAAACGGUGGUCUGAGUGUGCCAGCAAGUCCUCGUAGUCACAUCCAGAGACCCUUCUCUCCCUCAACAUACCCUCCUCCUCCUUCACUGAGUCCCAGUAUUACAGCAAUGCAGCAGCAGGCUAGAACCACUGCCUCCAGCACUCCAAUCUACGCCAACGUGGAUCCUCCUGCCCGAGCGCCGCAUACUGACAGGAGAGAAACAGCAGGGAAAGCUCCGCACUAUACUGGCAUCGGUCCUGUGGAUGAGUCUGGGAUUCCCAUAGCAAUACGGACGACUGUUGACAGGCCAAAAGAUUGGUACAAGACCAUGUUCAAACAGAUUCAUGUGGUGCCUAAAACAGAGAUCGAGUGGUCCGGGUCCCGAACUGCCACAGAUCCUGUUACAAGUCCAGCUACAACUAUUUCCAAACAAGAUAAGCAAGCUGCCCCUAAUGCUGUCCAGGCUCAUCCUGCACCAAAAACCAGCACCUACCGGCCCAUAAGCAAGAGUGUUUCCGACAAUGGCAUAUAUGCUUUCAGGCUGCCCGUCGCCUCUCCCCUGCCCACAUCAACCUCCACACAGCAGAGACCCAUUGAAAGAGAGGCUCCACAGAGAGGCAGAAGCACACCAGACAUGAAUGAAUGGGGGCCUCCUGAUAGAAAAGUGGACACACGGAAAUACAGAGCAGAGCCAAGGAGCAUCUUUGACUAUGAGCCUGGAAAAUCAUCUGUUUUAGAACAGGAGAGAGCGAAAAGUAACUUAAGUCCAGAGGACAUAGAUUUAGAGAAUGAGCCAUGGUAUAAGUUCUUUGCUGAACUGGAGUUUGGGCGGCCGCCUCCAAAAAAACUUCUGGAUUACAAUCCAGAGAGCGCUCCUCGAUUUCCAGUGGAGACCUCUCUUUAUCAGCCAUCCACUGACAGGAGCCUUGAAAGGCCAUCAAGCUCUGCAAGUGAUAACAAGAAGAGGCGAAAAUCCGAACCUGCUACCACUCAGCCAAGAGCUCACAGCAGUGUGGGCACAACACAAACAUCUGUCAGACCACCAGAGCUGCCCAGGGGCAGCAGCACCCAGAGGAAUCCCCUAACCAGCCCAAGCUCCCCCGCCACCACUAGAACUAAAGGUGGGGAUGUGAGCAAUAUGCACACAGCACAUUCAAACUGUCUAAGUCCAAACCAUUCUACCUCAGAACCUGUGUAUCAAAACUAUGGUGAAAAUGAAGACAGUUUUAUGGCUGUCCCAGCUGUCUCAAAAGGCUUCUCCAGCCUCCCAGAAGGCUGGAAACCAGCCCAAGAGAAUUCAGAAGACUGGAUGAUCGCAGAGGAGACCUCACCUAAGCUCAAAUCUUGGAGUUGUGAUGACCUCCUGUCUGAGGGAAGGGGAAGAGAAGUGCAGACCCGUUGUGAAAGCACUGGCUCCUUGUUGCACAAUGGGGAACUAGAGACAUCACAAUACUGUGAUGUCCAAGAGCCUGAGGAUCUUAGGGAGAGGACCCGCCACCGCUCUGCCCACGAUGCACCAGGCUUUCUUAAACUCUACAAGAAGAUGCAUCACAUUAACAGGCAAGAGUUGAUCAACUCUACUGUGAUCUGCUCUGUCAAAUCCAGGAUCCGUAAGUAUGAGAGCGAACAGCGAAAGGAUAGGCGGACUGGCAAUAAGGGCUGCAACGAAGAGGUGCCUAGAGACAUGGUGCACAACAGGAUUUCUGAAUUUGAGAGUCUGAUUCAGAAGUCUAAAUCCAUGCCAAACCUUGGGGAGGAGUGCCUAAUCAGAGGUUCUUCCAGGAGGAUCAACAGCCCUAAGCGUAGCCUCUCUAUUGAGUCGUUGCUAGAUGAAGAACCACCAGCCAGGAAUCCCCCUGAAGGACGACCCCAAUACCCCAAGAUAAACAACCAUGUGCCAAUUCACAUCCAUGUCACCAGUGACCAAUUACAAAACUCUGCCAUGCAGAAUGAUUAUUCGGACAGUGAGCAUGAUGCUGUAGUGUCCGAUCUUAGUGACUUCAUCCAGAUUGAGGGGUCAUCUUUUUGCAGUGAGAGGGAGUUUGACUUGUGUUCAUUUGCCUCCUCCGAAAGUUUCUGUGGAUCUGGACACCACCAUCAUUUUCACAGGCAACUUGUGAGCUCCUGCAAGGGCCGCUGCCCAGCUUCCUAUACACGCUUCACCACCAUGAUCAAGCACGAGAGGGCCAAGCAGGAUCGGAGGCAACAUUUGCGAGUAGAAGAUUCUGAGUUUGGUCUCAGUAAGCUUGCAUUCCUGGUCAGCCCAGUGCCUUUCCGUCGGAAGAACCUGUCACCUUUGAGUUUUUCCCGAAUGUCAAACUCCAAGAGCUAUGUGUACGAGACUCUAGAUUCAGCUCUAAAAGACAUCUAUGAUCACAUCCGCACUGAGAAACGCAGGAGUAGCCUGUCAGAAAACAGCAUCCUUCAUAGGUUGUUGGUGGAGUUGCUUCCGGACAUUCCUGAGAGGAAUUCCUCCCUGCAUGCACUGGGGAGAAACAGUCCUACAAUUCAACCUCGCUCUUACCACCCACAACCUGAUGGCAUGUCCAGUCAGGACAUUCACCAAUCCGAGUACUGUCACCUGUCCCAUAGUGCCUCUCACAACCAUAUAGACAGCAACAACAACCAGAGGAACCACAACUUUAAAUACUGCUAUCAAGACCAGGACACAUCCAGAAAUUACACUUACCCUGAUGUGGGUCGGCAAACACCACAGAGCAGGAGACAAACCCCUGAUGUCAAAGAGAAACUGCCAGCCAGAGCAAUAUAUGACUUCAAAGCACAGACGGCCAAAGAGCUGACGUUCAAAAAAGGAGACACAGUAUACAUCAGUCGGCAGAUAGAUAAUAACUGGUAUGAAGGAGAAUACCAUGGACAUGUAGGGAUAUUCCCCAUCUCAUAUGUGGAGAAAAUCCCUCCAUCGGAGCGACAUCUGCCAGCAAGACCACCUCCUCCAGCCCAGAGCAAAGAAAUUGGAGAAGCAGUUGCCCGUUACAACUUUAAUGCUGAUACUAAUGUGGAACUUUCAUUAAGAAAAGGAGAGCGUGUUGUAUUGGUGCGGCAGGUGGACAAAAACUGGUUUGAGGGAAAGAUCCCAGGUACAAACAAACAAGGAAUAUUUCCAGUGUCGUAUGUGGAUGUCAUUAAGAAGACUUCAGUACAAAAUACUGGACAACCGCCUGGGCCUAGUAUACCUACCAGCUUCUCCAGUGACAGACUGAACAGUAGGCCGUCAUCUACACGUAACCUCCACAACUCUCCAUCCCCAACUAUCCGUCCACUCUCCUCAUCUUCUCCCAGUCCACAGAGAGCUGCACACCUUCAAGCCAUCACCAGCGAGUGGUUGGCUCUCACUCUGGGUCUGUCCCCUUCAGGAACCCCUGCCCCCACACCUCCUCCCUUCCCUUCCAAUUUCCAGCCAUACUAUGAAGCGUUUGACUCUGGCAUCUCGCCAUCUCCCGCCUCCUCCACACUGGGCCGCUCUCCAACACUCACUCCCCGCGUCUCCACACCUGCACUCAAAGAGGGCCACUUCAUUCCCAUCUCCUCCCCAAAGUCCUACAUGUCCCCUGAUCCCAGCCCGUCACCUCAACCCUACCUCACCUCCGCCUCCUUCACUCCUUCGCCCACUUCACCCACAUUUGACUCCAGGUCUGGCAGUGUCAUAGAAAUUCUGUCCAGUCACAAAGCAGAUUUGCCUGUGAAGGAACUGCAGUUGUUCUCAGAUCCCAAAGACAGAUACAAGCCAGGCGAGACAGACUCCCCUAAAUUGGGCAGCCCUAUUGACUUAGUUGUUUUUGAAGGUCAAAAAUCUCCAUUGGAUAUUCUGCCACCAAAAGACCUAGAGGAUGAUCUGUGUGAGGAGCUAGUGUCGAUUAUAAAGGCCAGCCAAUCAAAGGGUGCAUUCUUAGAAGAGGAGGAUUUGUAUCACCAAGAACCAGAUACUGUGGAAAAGCUACCCAGACUCUUCAUUGAGGAGGAGCAGAAUGAAGACAACAGCUUCUUAAAUAAAACCCUGCCAUCAAAUACAUUCACUCCACUCCAACUUGCCCAUAGUGAGGGUUCAGAUAUUGAGCAGGGUGAAGUUUCCCAGAAUGCCUCUCCUCGUCUCUCCUCUCUGUCCUCACAGAUGUCAUUGCCAUUCACAUCUGCUAAAUACUCCCCCACUUCCCCAUGCUCCACCCCACCAUUGCCUGGGGUUUCACAGUCACCCCCUCACUUGGCAAAACUGUUCCCUCGGCAGGACCUCCGCUCCCCAAAGGUCAAGCCUGUGUUAAGGCGUGAUGUUGUGGUUGUUGGUAAACCCCCUCGUAGCCCUGUGAUGUCUAGGAGGUCCUGCGGAUCACCUGUUAGAGGUCAAAACUUUUCGCCAUCUAAUAGGUCCCAAAGACAAGCAUAUGCUUGUGAUCCACUUCAAGGUGGAGGGGAACCAUUUCAAGCACUGUAUAACUACAUGCCACGGAAUGAAGAUGAGCUGGAGCUGAAGGAAGGUGAUGUUGUUGAUGUCAUGGAAAAGUGUGAUGAUGGAUGGUUUGUGGGAACGUCAAGGAGAACCAAGUUUUUUGGAACCUUUCCUGGGAACUAUGUGAAGAGGCUAUAAAUGGACUUAAAACGCACGUCUCUGAUGGUCAUAUACAUCUACUGAAGAGAGAUGGACAGUUUCGCCUUCAGCAGGACAAGCUCCGGUCAUCUUGCUGGACUGAUGGAAACUGAAGCCAAACGGCGUCGGAGGGGUUAUUGCACCUUGUAUCUAAUUUGGUUCAUAAAUAUUUUCAUAAUUAAAUCCUAAAACCACUACGCUUAUUAGGAAUUUCGGUAAAUGCUUUAAAACAUUUGGUUGCCUACAUUUUUUUUUCUCAUAGUUGAAAAAUCAGCUUGCCUUCUAGUUAGGCAGAAGGAUUUCAACAUGAGUAAUUAAGUGCCCUGUUUAUAUGUUAUUUAUUGAGAGGCACGCUUUUUUUGUCUUUGGAAGGGUGAUUAUACAGUAGGUGAUGAAGGAUCUACUGGUGCCCCUCUGUACACUGAUCUGAUUUAGAUCAUAUAGAUUGAGCAGUAUUGCAGUGUCAUGUUUGUGUCAGGGAGUGGAUAUUACAGAAGACCAUUCCUGCAUGCCAACAUGUAUCUUUUCAGUAUGUAAACCGGUUUCAGGUUGAGAAGAAUGACCUCCGGUUUUCUAGGGCUCUAUUUUAUUUUUCCUCCAGACAUUCCUUUGAGCAUUUAAAGGAUUUUACAGAUAAGAGAAAAAUAUUUUUUAUAUUUUUCAAUCUAAAAAGAUAUUGUUUUUUUUGUUGAGAAUGCAGUAUAUCCCUGACAAGAGGCUAAAGUGUGCAUGCUAACACUAGUAAACUGACUAUUAAUACUGCCUAUAUUAAAUACUUAUGUUUUGGGUGACCUUGCACAUCGCUUUUUUGGUUUACACACUGUAACCUAUUUAUGGCCAAUAAGAGGAGCACAUGAUGCUGAAUUAUUACUGAACUGCAAUUGGCAGCCAUGUAUUUUGUAUAUCUCGCCUUCCUGAUUCUUCAAAUUGGUUCAAUUUGAGUGAGGAAAUGUACGUUUAAAACUAUUUUGUUUAUUUGAACAUUCAACGUUCUUUUUUUUUUCAUUAUGACAUACUUAAUAUAUUGUAAAUUGUUCACUUUCUAUGUCUUUAAUCUGUUCGGCCCAGUGAUUACACUUUCAUAUUCAAUUUAAGAUAUGCAGCCUUUCAAUCUUCCUGUGAGACUGUAUGACUAACAGUUUUAUUCCUGUCGGUAAAGCAAGAAAUGUAAAUGUGUCACUCAAUAGAAACAGGAACCAGUAAUAUAUGUAAUCUAGGCAAUAUAAUACCUCAUGGAGGGAAUUAUGCAGUCUCUGUGUUGUCAAUGUGCUUAAUGUACUGUACCAGUAACAUCCUGCGCAUGUUGUUUCAUAUAAAAAACUGCUGAUCUCUGCAAACUUAUUAUUGUACCAGUGUGAGAAUUGUUUUAAUGCCAUGCUGCUCUGGUUUAAUAUAUGUGAAUGGUGGUACAGAGCAAUAUUUGUCACCGCCGUCUGAUCUGUAGCUACAUAGGGACUAGCAGAGAUCUUCAUUGUGCUUUAGUUAAGAACUGGCACUCAGUCUUCCAUUCUGAUUGAGCUGAAAUUAUUGUUCCUGGUGCAGAACUUUACCACAUGUGGAUAUUUGUCACAUUUACAAAUGCACGAUUCAGUUUUUAAAUGUUUAUAAAGUACAAAACACUGUGAUAUGUUUGGUCAAUUAAACCUAGUAUGAUUCUGACACAACA
Molecule: messenger RNA, 7705 nt
Organism: Danio rerio (zebrafish)
Lineage: Eukaryota; Metazoa; Chordata; Actinopteri; Cypriniformes; Danionidae
Source: RefSeq, a predicted model, not a curated record